This is a messenger RNA of Dermacentor albipictus, 1533 nucleotides long. RefSeq names its product alpha-tocopherol transfer protein-like. The record is from RefSeq and is a predicted model, not a curated record. Gene Ontology annotation, molecular function: phosphatidylinositol bisphosphate binding. Gene Ontology annotation, cellular component: membrane. NCBI's taxonomy places the organism in Eukaryota, Metazoa, Arthropoda, Arachnida, Ixodida, Ixodidae.
UUGACAGCGUACGCACGCAGCAAAACCGAAUAAAUGCAGCUGUUUACAAAGCGUACGGGCAGUUAGGCUCCAUUCGAAGAAGAGAAAUCUGCUUCAAAUUCUCGAGAAAAAAAAAUAUUAUCAAUGCUUCAGAGAGUUACCCGACCCCAAGCGACCUUCAGCCACUUGGCGAGAGAAAGAACGCUCUCGAAAACCAAACGCACGUUUCCUUGCACAAGCAUUGGUCCCUCCGCUUCCCUCGCCCGUCCCGCUGGCUGCAAACACGAUAUCUACUGCAGAUCACGCAGUGCUGGCCUAAAGAGAAAAUUACCGCGGCAAUUGUGCCAUUGAACCCGCACACUUUCCGUUUACUGCAGUGCAGUAAACAUAGUUGCCGGAUUCCGCUGCUCGCAUUAGCCUUAGUGCUAGUAACAUUAGCGGUCUGGUGUGCAGUUUAUGCGAAGACGUCGUAUCCAUGGACAAGUUCUAGAAACAUCAUAACACCAUAGUGUUGCUCGCAUAAGGCGUCUGUGUGGUGUCGUAGGUAGCCGUGCCUUGCGAGCCACGAUGGUGAAGGUGUCCAAGAUUCGCAGUCAACAACUAAAUACCCCCGUCACUAAAACUAAAGCAGCGCUGAACAUCGAAGAAGUGGCAAGGCUUGAAGUCGGUGAAACACCUGAAACCAAAGCAGACUCCUUGUUACGGCUACGCCAACUGCUAGAAGGGGAGCCAUCCUUGAAGAUUCCUUCGAGCGAUGACCUUCUCGUAAUGUUUCUGCGAGCCAGAAAAUACAGAGUUGAAGAGGCCGCCCAAAUGGUGAAAAACUACUUCCGCGCGCGGCGAGAUCUACCGGAAUUCUUUCAUGAACUUGUGCCUGAGAAAGUUCCCUUCAGAACAAUUUGCCAUGACCACAAACUUCUGAUGAUAUCGCCUGAACCAGGCGAGUGUGGACGGUGCAUGGCAGUCGUCAAAGUAGGUGCUUGGAGCCCUGACAUCUGCAGCCUUUUGGAUUUUACCAGAGCAGGGAUUUUGUUGAGCGGCAGCAGGCUCCUUGAAGAUGUUCCAUCAAUAUGUGGGAUCGAGUGUGUCUUGGACAUGAAGGGACUAAACAUCCAUCAUCUGACGCAGCUCACACCAUCGUACCUGAUGAAAUUGGCUAACAUUACGCAGGACUGCUGUCCCGUACGGAUAAGGGCUGUCUACGUAGUAAACCACCCGAAGAUCGUUGAAGUCCUUUUUGCCGCAAUCAAGCCGUUUCUGCGCAGCAAGCUGCUAAGCAGAGUCCACUUCAUUGGCGGCGAAGCUUCUGAGUUUUGGGGCCGCUUUCCAGGCGACCUCGUACCAGCGGUACUCGGCGGGAGGCGUGAGCAGUUCGAUUAUGAUCGUCAAGAGAAGUUUGUGCACAGCAGCAGCGCCUUCUUCGAAAGCUUGUGCACCUGCGGCUACAGAAACAACAAGACCUGAUAAAAGAUUCAUAAUUCAGUACCAGACAUUCAACGGAACUGCAAUCAUUCCUACAAAUAUCACUCGACUAACCCGAAAGGUUGUAUACUC